Lasiosphaeria miniovina is the source of this 1027-nucleotide messenger RNA. RefSeq lists its product as uncharacterized. The coding region runs from base 171 to 920 and encodes 249 amino acids. The record is from RefSeq and is a predicted model, not a curated record. NCBI's taxonomy places the organism in Eukaryota, Fungi, Ascomycota, Sordariomycetes, Sordariales, Lasiosphaeriaceae. The transcript is spliced from 6 exons. Gene Ontology annotation, molecular function: nucleic acid binding; zinc ion binding.
CUGGGCACAUGUCCAAGGAGUGCCCCAACAAAUCAUGCAAGAACUGUGGCGAGAAAGGUAUGUGCCAAGUUGCUCCCGGAAUAAGCAGUCGCUGACAUUGCCCUAACUUAGGCCAUUCUGCGACUGAUUGCAAGAGCGCUCGCCUGAUUGACCGUAGCGCCUUCCCCGACAUGAGCACCGAGGACGCCUGGGUGUUGAUCAAAGAGGCCGUCAAUGAACGCGAUAUCGAUGACGUGAAGGAGGCAGUCCAGACUUACGUCAAGUCCUCUCCUAGCACGACUUAUCCCGAGCUUGAGGAGGCUUUCCGUUCUCAGAAACUUCCACUUUGGCUUAUUGCCAUUGAGAAGACCGGACUUGUCUCCACCCUCACCAACAUGGAUCUCCAGGGCGAGUUAGAGAAGAAGUACACUGUCACGUACCGUUUCCAGUGGAACCCUCCCCGGCCCCGCGACCGCGAAGUCUGGCCCAAAGAUGUUGAAGAGAAUAUUGAGCGCCUCAAAGAUGCCGGCGAGGUUGUGCCUCGCGGAGUGCCCAAGUGCAGAAACUGCGGCCAGGUUGGCCAUACCUCGAAGUCAUGCCCGGAGGAGAAGCUCGAGAAACAAGCCACAACCAUCAAUUGCUACAAUUGCGACGCGGUCGGCCAUCGCAUCCGAGACUGCCCUAUCCCUCGUGUCGAUAAGUUUGCUUGCAAGAACUGCGGGGUGGUCACAAAGCCGCUGAUUGCACCGAGCCCCGCUCUGCUGCUAACGUGGAGUGUCGCAAGUGCAACGAGACUGGACAUUUCGCCAAGGACUGCCCCACGGGAGGCGGAUUCACUUGCCGCAACUGUAACAAGGAGGGUCACGGGUCGAGAGAGUGCCCCGAGCCUCGCAACCCUGCGAACAUCCAGUGCCGCAACUGUGAUGAGUUUGGCCACAUGAGCAAGGAGUGCCCCAAGCCUCGCGAUAUCUCACGUGUGAAGUGCUCAAACUGCCAGCAAAUGGGUCACUUCAAAUCCCGUUGCACGAACCCUCUGGUUGACGAGGAC